AAUGGGCGAUUCGCUUUUUAUAAAAAGUGAAUAGAUUUUAUAAAAUCUAUUCGUAAACGAACCACUUGAAGUAACAGUAAGACUUCUUCAUCCUUCGCCCAACUCCAGUCAUGAAGAUUUUAAUCGUUGUCUUCAUUUUUUCGUCUGGGAUGGUCUUCGGUCAAGAUUUACCCACUUUAGUGCCGGCUGACCCGUUCGACCCAAAUGGAGACGCCGCUCGACUAUUUGACGCCAUUGACGGAUGGGGAACCGACGAGGACAAGAUCGUCAGUGUCCUUUGCUAUCGAGUUGCAUCCCAACGUGACGCAAUCACAACUGCUUACAACAGCCAACACGGCAGUUUAGUCAAUGACCUCGAGUCAGAUUUGAACGGAAGCUUUCAAACGCUGGCCGUCAUGCUCACUCACGGUAUGGCCAAGUUUUUAUCCAUCGAGCUGCACGAGACUAUGUCCCGUUCGGGAACGGACGAGACUUCCCUGACUGAAAUAGUUAUGAGUCGGUCUAAUGCAGAGUUGGCAGAAGUCAGAAACUUUUUUCUCGAUUAUUAUGGACAUACACUACUUUCCGAGAUAGAGAGCGAUACCUGCUGUGCCUACCAAAAGCUUAUUAUGCAAAUGGCAGAGGGAUCUAGGGACGAAAGUAAUCUAGAGAACGAGGCAUUAGUCCAAGAAGAUGUUAAAGCUUUGUACGAAGGGGGACCGGCGAUAGAAGGAACUGACGAGAAUCUUUACGUCGACGUCUUUUCCCUUCGCAGCUUUGUCCACCUGAACGAAGUCGCCAUUCUUUACGAGGCCACUUACGGAACUUCACUCACUUCCGUUGUGACGAUUGAGUUUGAGGGCAAAGAAAUGGGAAAUGCACUUGUGUCCAUUUUGCAAUAUAGUCGGGACAAGGCCAGAUACUUUUCAGCGCGAUUUCACGUAUCUGUUGCUGGAGCAGGGACAGCCGACCGCGAUUUGAUGCGGCUUACAGUCAGUCGCUGCGAAACCGAUCUCGAAAACAUUAAGAGUGCUUAUCAAACUGUCUACGGCGAAUCGCUGAGGAGCGUUGUCUCUAGCGAUACUUCUGGAUCCUACCAAUCAGCUCUACUAGCUUUGAUUGGUUAAAGCAUAUUAAAAAAAUAGAAGACCAAAUGAUUUAUUGUGUCACUCAACCAAACAACCGUCUGAUGCAAAAUUAGUUAUUUUUCAAUAAGCUACAGUAAAUUUUCAAUGGAAAAAAUUAGAAACGAAACAAUAUAAAUAAUAUCAGAAAUCGCGCAGAAACCGGAAAAUUAAAAGCUAGAAAAAAACUGCCCAGAAUUUAAAAAAAAAAACCGACAGCA
This is a messenger RNA of Daphnia pulicaria, 1324 nucleotides long. RefSeq names its product annexin B9-like. Gene Ontology annotation, molecular function: calcium-dependent phospholipid binding; calcium ion binding. The record is from RefSeq and is a predicted model, not a curated record. Gene Ontology annotation, cellular component: cytoplasm. The coding region runs from base 111 to 1106 and encodes 331 amino acids. The transcript has 8 exons. NCBI's taxonomy places the organism in Eukaryota, Metazoa, Arthropoda, Branchiopoda, Diplostraca, Daphniidae.